Messenger RNA from Misgurnus anguillicaudatus (oriental weatherfish), 5289 nucleotides. Its product is annotated as SPARC-related modular calcium-binding protein 1. Lineage: Eukaryota; Metazoa; Chordata; Actinopteri; Cypriniformes; Cobitidae. Gene Ontology annotation, biological process: extracellular matrix organization. The record is from RefSeq and is a predicted model, not a curated record. Gene Ontology annotation, cellular component: basement membrane. Gene Ontology annotation, molecular function: protein binding; extracellular matrix binding; heparin binding.
GACAAACUAUUCAACCUGUAGCUUUGGAUAGGACCGUCCGUCCCACGCAGUGGAAAGCGUGUAUCACUAUCACCAUCAUCUUGUAUGAGUCCUAUCAGGCAUUAUGAAACUGAACAUCAUUUACACAUGUAAAGGAAAACCCCUGUGAGGACGAAUACAUUUGGGAACAAACUUUUGGAAUUUAUUGAAACCUGGGACCUUUGACAGUUAUAAAGUUUUAAUAUAGGCUGUGAAUUGUUUUGAUACUUCACGAUCAGACAGAAUGUACUCUCAGAAUCUGAUCGUUUUGGUAUUUUUAAAUUCCCUCAUCUUUCUGACGAUGAUGUGCCUCCCACCAGCCUCCGCGCAGAAGUCCAAUGGUCCGAGGUGGCUUAUAGGAGAGAGGGAGAGCCACUGUGCUACUGUCUGCUCCAGGACCCACGGCAAACCUGUUUGUGGGUCAGACGGACACAGUUAUGAUACCAGUUGUGACCUGCAGAGGGCGAAAUGCAAGGACCGCACCCUCAGCCUCGCCCACAGGGGGCGAUGCAAAGAUAAAAACUUGGUGAAAAAAGAUGAACCUUCUAUCCUCCCAGCACCUACACAUGCUUCAGAGCGCAAAGAACUGGAAUUAAAAGAAACAGGCCAAUCCAAGUGUCGAGUGGAAAGGAGCCAGGCUUUGGAGCUGGCAAAGAGGCCACUGGAAUCUAUUUUUAUACCACAAUGCAACGAUGAUGGAACAUUUGCCCAGGUCCAAUGUCACACUCUCACAGGGUACUGCUGGUGCGUGACAACAGAUGGCAAGCCAGUCAGCGGUUCUUCUGUCCAGAACAAAACGCCAGUGUGUUCAGGUAACUUCCGUGAAUUUAUGGGAACUCAUGCUGGUACAAGUGGAUUGUCAGGUUCAGUAACCGAUAAGCCACCAGGACAUCCUAGUUCUGGCAGAAAAGUCUCUUUCCGUUUCUUUCUCACCCUAAAUCCAGAUGAUGGCUUCAAGCCUACGCCCACCAUGGAGACACAUGUUGUGCCAGAAGGUGACGAAAUCACAGCACCCACGUUGUGGAUUAAGCAGCUGGUAUACAAAGAAAACAAACAAAACAGUUCAAACAGUAGGAAACCAGAGAAGAUUCCUUCUUGUGACCAGGAGAGGCAAAGCGCUCUGGAUGAGGCUCGGCAGAACCCACGGGAGGCCAUUUUUAUCCCUGACUGUGGCUCGCUAGGCCUCUACAAACCUGUCCAGUGCCACCAGUCCACUGGAUACUGUUGGUGUGUACUGGUGGACACUGGACGACCCAUUCCGGGAACCUCUGCAAGGUAUAAGAAACCAGAAUGUGACAGUGCAGCUCGUUCUCGAGUCUCAGAGAUGGAAGAUCCCUUCAGAGACAGAGAUCUGGCAGGAUGCCCAGAGGGAAAGAAAGUGGAAUUUGUAACUAGUUUGUUAGAUGCCCUUACUACUGACAUGGUGCAAGCUAUCAACUCACCGGCCCCCUCUGGUGCUGGGAGGUUUGUUGAGCCUGACCCAAGCCACACACUGGAGGAACGGGUGGUUCAUUGGUACUUUGCCCAGCUGGAUAACAAUCAGAGUCAUGACAUCAACAAGAAAGAGAUGAAGCCCUUCAAACGCUAUGUAAAGAAGAAAGCCAAACCUAAACGGUGUGCCCGCAAGUUCAUAGACUACUGCGACCUCAACAAGGACAAGACUAUCUCCCUUCAAGAAUUCAAAGGCUGCCUUGGAGUCAAUAAAGAAGGUAGUACUACAAGCAGCAGUCAGGGUGCAAGGCAAGGGACCAGUUUGUUCAUAGGUCGUCUGGUUUGAAGACAGAAAGUUCCAGAAGAUGAGGCAGUUGCACAAAACUCUUUGGAAAAGCAUCUGUUCACUGCUGGAAGAGUGAAGGAUUCAGAGUAAUAAUUGAGAGGUUCCUCGAGAAAAACACAAGAUGAAAAAUCAAGGAGCCCAAAUAUUUGCACUUUCUCUACCCGUUGUUAGACAUUGAGUCAUUGUUUGUGUUUUAUUAAAGGUUUUGUUAAUAUGACAAAAAAUGUAUAUGUCAGAAAACACAGACUUCAUGAAUAACCUGCUACCACCCAGUCAGUAUUAUAUAAUUUUGUUUGAUAACACAUUUUUAAAUGACAAAUUCAAAAAUGUAAAAAUUCAAUUUAAAAUGAAUAUUAAGGUUUGAAAUUAAGUUGUAGAGUAAUCCCUCUGCUUGCAGUUUUGUCAAUGUCCACUCAGCCAGUUUAUUUACCCUUUUGUUAUCCUUAGCAACCGAGCUAAUGGAGCAUUGAGGCUGAACAAGAAAUGAAGCAAAAGCGUUUCUGUUUACAAACAUUAGCCAGACCUGCACUUUAGGACAACGGUAAUAUUCACCUAACUAUCACCUAAAAGUUAGCAGUAAGUUUCACAUGGUUCGUUCUGAAGUUAGAGGUCAAAAAGUCUAGCAUGCUAAAUUAGUUUUGUAAAUGUCACAAACACUUUGCUAACCUUCAGUGUCAUGCAAUGCAUUAUUAAGUAAGAACAACUUGUGUCAACAACUGCAAGAAGAUCUAUUAGUUUGUUAUUCUUUAAUCCCUAAUUGACAAACCUUAUAGACUGGGAAAAUUCAUGAUCAGUGGUCUAUUUAUGAUCUCUAAAAUAUAUAUAUGAGGAGCUCAGAUGCAAAAGCCUCUUUAUAAAACGGCUAGUUCCAGUCCUUGAUUCUGAUUGGUCAAUAGGUGUGCUUUAUUCACAAUAAAACACUGCUAUGACCACUUCACCCAACGGUUCUAUUUAAUAUCACUGCGCCCUUAGCAACACCCUUAGCAACACAUAAACAUAUAAUGAGACAAAGUCUGAGAACAGUUUGUUGUUUUUAUUUGAGCUUUCAUGUUGUUGUUCGCAGUCAGGGACUAUUUUUUCUAGCGGAAGGAAUGCUUUUAUUGAUUUAACUUCAUGAAAGUUGCACUAAUAUUUUUUUUACUUUAAUAUUGUGUGGCAACCGUUUUAUAAAAGCAAUAAGGUACUCGAGGCAAGUGCUGUAUCGUGAAUAAGUAACGGCUGAAGGGGUUGCAGGCACUCCGCUUCGUGUCGUGCCUAACAACGCCCUUCAGCCAUUACUUAUUCACGAUACAGCACAGCCUCUCGUACCUUAUUGCUUACAAACGCCACCUCUGUCAAAAAGGAGACGAUGAUAUUAACCGGCCUCAGGUCAUACAGAAACAGUGUUGGGGAAAGUUACUUUUAAAAGUAAUGCAUUACAAUAUUAAGUUACUCCCCAAAAAAGUAACUAAUUGCGUUACUUAGUAACUUUUAAUGGAAAGUAAUGCUUACAUUACUUUUAAGUUACUUUUGCGUUACUUUUUCUUACUUGGCUGAGGCUUGAUCUCUUUCAGGCCUUGCAGGUCUUUUUUAUAAUCGCAAAAAUGUGAAGCUCUGGCCUGCCGUCUCUGUUUCUGACUCAAACUGUUCCCACGCAGGUACAUUAUUUUAUUUUUUAAAUAAAAUUGAUUAAACUGUAAAGUAACUCACAUUACUUUUUUUAAUGUAACUCGAAUAUUAAUGUGUACAUUUAUAAAGUAAUGCGUUACUUUACUUGCUACUUAAGAAAAGUAAUAUUAUUAUGUAAUGUGCGUUACUUGUAAUGCGUUACUCCCAACACUGUUCAGAAACACCAGAAUCUAUUAAUAAUUAAUUAAUCAUUAUCUUCUGAUAAGAAAACAUAUUUACAAGAAAACAUAUCAGGUGCACUUAUAAAAAGGGUUUUGCAUCUGAACUCUUCAUAUAUUGGUAGCAUUAAUAAAAAAACCUGUCCUAUUCCAUAUUUUCUAACCCAGGUGUAGCCAUGUACUGUAGCAACUCCUUUACAAGACACUAAACAUAAAGUGCCAUAGUUUUAUAAUAAUACCAUGAUACUUUUUGAAGUACCUGGUAUAUACCAUAGAAAUACUGUGGUAUCUAUAAUUCAUUUGUGCCACAGUAUGUCUCAAAUAAUCAUGGUAUUGCAUGGCACAUGGCAUCUCAUCCAAUAACAUCACUGUACCAUGGUAGCACAGUACUUUUUGUGAUGGUAUAGGGAUUCAUUUUCUUCUCUGGCUAUUUCAAGUAAUUACAUUUUACAUAGUUGUAAAAACUAUUUCGCACACCUUUACACUUUGGGUUUAUGUCCUGUUAGACACAUGUUACAUAAGUAUUUUAUUUAGCAAUGUUGUUGUUUUUCUCUGUCAGCUAAUCAAUUGUGUAGUUGCUGCAAGGGCAAAAGAAAAAAAUAAGAAGUAAAGACAUGACAGAUUGUGAAAGACAUGAAUCAAGGUUAAAGUUAAGGCGUUUACCCAUCAUUCAGUGAAUCUUGAAAAUAUUUUUUUCAUCCGUUUAAACAAACAAACAAACAAACAGAAAAAUAGAGACAUACUGUACAUAUAUUCUCUCCCAACCUUGAUGAAAUGAUCUUUCUAAUUUAGAAAGGAUGUUGUGUGUUGCUCUUUAUGUUUGGUCAUGUAGCCAAUGCUUGUAUGUUACCAGUGUAUGGGAUAAAAUGUGUGUGUAUGUGUGUUUGGGGGGGGGUAUAUGUGGUUUACUGGGACAUGAAUAGUGUAUAAUGACACACUCUAAAAAAUGGCUGAGUUAUUUUUGACCAUAAUAGAUAAAUAUUAAACAGAACACGUGCUGGGUUAAAAAUGACCCAAUGUUGGGUUGAUGUUAUGCAACUAUGUGGUAUAAUAACCCAGCAGUUGGGUUAAAACAACCUAGCAUUGGGUCAAUUUUAACCCAGCUGUCUGUUCAUUCCAAUAUUUACCCAUUAUGGGUCAAAAAAUAACCCAGUCAUUUUUAGAGUGCAUGUUUAUGCUAUAAACAUGCUUUACAGAGACACAGGAAGUGUCCCCAUAAACUGAACAGCUAAAAAAACAAACUAAAUGGUAGUUUUUCAUAGAUAGUUGGGGUUAGAGGAAUAAAAUAUACAGUUUGUACAGUAUAAAAUGUAUUGCGUCUAUGGAAUUGUCCUGGUAAACCACAUAUGCCAACAUGUGGGUGUGUGUUACUGUGUUUAUGUGUGAGUUUAUUAUUGUUGCCUUUUUUCCUACAGACAUAUGCUUGGAAGCCAUUACUCUGGCUCAAGAAGUAAAAGUGUCAAGUUGUAAAUAUUUAUCAUAUGUGAUUUUGGUAUUUUCUCCAAGUCUUAAUACAAUGUUUAGCAAAUUCUGAAGUCAAUUUCAACAUCAGUUUGAAUAUAUUUUAGGGUAAAGUUUGUAAGUAGCCUGUUGCUCACAUCAUAACAUUGCUGUUUGUAAGUCACAAUGUAAAAUGAAAGCCAGUGACAAUACACAUUUAAAAAAUCA